This is a messenger RNA of Hyposmocoma kahamanoa, 1817 nucleotides long. RefSeq names its product zinc finger CCCH domain-containing protein 11A-like. The record is from RefSeq and is a predicted model, not a curated record. Gene Ontology annotation, molecular function: metal ion binding. The coding region runs from base 162 to 1802 and encodes 546 amino acids. The transcript has 7 exons. Lineage: Eukaryota; Metazoa; Arthropoda; Insecta; Lepidoptera; Cosmopterigidae.
AGUCCGCCACACACAUGUCCGCCAUAUCUAAUACAUCUUCUUUCUAAUAGUGACGUUCGUAUUAUUUUGUAUUAGAAUAGCUCUUGUUGUGUAGAUAUUUGUUGUUUAAUUUAAUUAUUUUUUAGUUUCUUAGUACACGGCCCUGGGCGGUGGAACACACCAUGGAGUCCCCGAGAAAAUUCAACGAUUGUUAUUUCUACUAUUACUCCACAUGCACUAAGGGGGACAACUGUGUAUUCCGCCACGAGCCAUCGGCCCUUGGGUGUGAGACCAUGUGCACCGCCUGGCAGCAGGGCAAGUGCCUCGACAAACGCUGCAAACUACGCCACAUGGAGCUCAGGAAAAACCGCAAGCAGAUCCCCUGCUACUGGGAGAACCAGCCAGGUGGCUGCCGCAAGAAGCACUGCCCAUUUAUGCACAAGAACCCGGAUGCGCGUACCGACGGCAUUGCGCCCAGCCAGCCCGCACCUGCACAGCCAGCGGCGCCGGCCACCAGUCUAGCCGAGGCGGGCGUUGAACAGCCACCUCUUGGCGUGCCUGUAGUGGCGCCGCAGCCGCCGCAGCCGCAGCCAGUGCCUAUGCUCUGGCAGCAUCAGCAACAGCGCCAAGUGGUACUAGACUCAGCAAUCCUCGGCGUUCUGCCGUCAUCGGAGUUGCUGGGCGGCGGGCGACGCGUCCUAGCCGCCCAUCACGAAGCCCCGCCCAACGCGUACGUCAGCCCGAUGCCCGUCGACCCCCUCGUUGUCAACUUCGAGGAAGAGUCGGAUAACGAAAGCGCGCCAUCCUCCACGCCCACUAAAAACGUGUCGCCCGAUGACGAGCAGCGCAUUGCUCGUACCAAGUCGCAGGAGCUGUUCUUACUAGAACAAAUACAGGCCGAGGCAGCCGCCUUCUACAGCUACGAGGCUCUGCCGCCGGUCCUCGACCCACCAAAGGAGCGUAAAAUCGUCCGAACCAACCUCUCUUCAAAAUACGAUAGGUUAUCUCUCGACGAAAUCGCAGGUAAGCAGCAUCCUCCCCCCGAGCGACGGAAUUCGCUGGACUUCAAAAUCUUGUCUUUAGAAGAAAUCAGAGCUAGAAAGAAAGCCGAAACAGUUCACAGUCCUCCGAUAACGCUUAAUCUAAGUAGAAAACGAAAACCGUCCACACAAGAGACUAUUACCACUGCAGGGAAUAAAAUUAUUAAAGUAGUUCGAAGUAAUUCAGUAGUUUAUAAGAAGGUGGAUCGCACCACCCUGGCAGUGUCAAGUCAAGCGAAAAUAGAUCUAAAGCAAAGUGAUAGUAUGGAUAGUAGAAAACGAACACUGUCUGAACAGAGCGAUGUAUACGAAAUGCAGGAGGAUGAACUAGUCGACAAUUGUUAUGAAUUCAAAAGGAUUAAAAUUGCGGAGCACACAUCGAAGCCUAGGUUAAUUAGAAAUAGGCAUAUUAGCGUAGAAAAUUUUGUUGACAAUAAGAAUGCAAAUAAUAACAAAGACAACGAUUCAGAUGAAGAAGUACAAAUUAUAAGCGUAGUAAUACCGGAUAAAGAUAGUAAGAUAGAUUCUCUGUCAGAUACAGAGGUUAUUGAUGUAGAAAGUACAAAGAUAUGUGAACCAAUUGACAUAGUUGAUCUUAGUGAAGACAGCGAUGUAGCCGAGUCAGACCACGACCUAAAUUUGGGUAAGAACGUACCCGACGUGGUAGCUUCAUGUCAUAUGAAUAAAGUUGACAAUGCAGAAAAGGAUUUGUUAAAGGACAUUGAUUGUUUGUUAAAUGAAAAUAAGGAUAGUGAUGACAAUAUUUUAGAUAACGAAUUAUGAUUAACGUAUGUUGUA